AUGGGUAAAGGCAAAUUUGAUCAAAUUGGUUCAAAUCGAAUCACAUUACAAUGGUUUUCUUUAAUGGUAUUAAGUUCUCAAAUUGUCGGUGUACUCGCCAUUAUUCUCCUGGCUAUACUCUUUGGUCAAUACCGUGGUGGAUUUGGUUGGACAGACAUCGAUAAGGAAUUUAAUUAUCAUCCUUUAUUUAUGACAUUGGGUAUGAUUUUCUUCUAUGGUGAUGCGAUUUUAUCUUAUCGAGUAUUCCGUGAUGUGAAGAAAAUACGCGUGAAAAUCUUACAUGGAUCUUUACUAGCACUUUCGUUUAUUUUUGCAUCCAUUGGUCUUAAAGCAGUCUUCGAUAAUCAUAACUACGCCGUUCCACCAAAGAAAAACCUCUAUUCAUUACAUUCAUGGGUCGGUUUAGCAGCAGUUAUUUUAUUCGGAGCCCAAUGGGUGUGUGGUUUUGUCAGUUUUCUUUUUCCGAAACUAAGUGAAGACAUUCGUAAAGCUUAUAUGCCAAGUCAUCGAUUUUGGGGUAAAGCUAUUUUCUCGCUUGCAGUUGCAUCAGUAUUAAUGGGAAUUACUGAAUAUAGUAUUUUUUAUAAAAUCUAUAAUAAUGAUGAAGUUAACUACCAACGGAACUUAAUCUGUUUCUUCGGCGUUUUCGUUCUUAUCUUUGCGGGUAUUAUUCUCUAUCUGGUUGGCCAUCCUGGUUAUCAACGACCGCCGGACAAUGAAAUUGAACAUAUUCCAUUGGCUGACUAA
Messenger RNA from Adineta ricciae, 747 nucleotides. The record is from the annotation of a GenBank genome assembly. Lineage: Eukaryota; Metazoa; Rotifera; Eurotatoria; Adinetida; Adinetidae.